Molecule: messenger RNA, 702 nt
Organism: Ilex paraguariensis (yerba mate)
Lineage: Eukaryota; Viridiplantae; Streptophyta; Magnoliopsida; Aquifoliales; Aquifoliaceae
Source: the annotation of a GenBank genome assembly
AUGGAAAAACUGAAACAUUUCUCGCAUAGCCAUCCAUUGGGCCUCAAGGAAAUACAAAUGGAUGAAGGCGGCCACAAAUUAGUUAUCUGCGGACUCUGCGAGAAACAGAUCUUAGGCCCUGCAUAUAGUUGUUCCGAAUUUUUGGAUUCACAAGAGAUGUGCUUUGUUACCUACCACCAUCAGCCGUACGGAUCACCAUCACCCUCUCAUUCUCGAGAAAUGUUCUAUUCAUGUGAAGUGCUCAUCAACUUCAUCUUCAACACCUUUGAGAGAUACAACACCCACUUCACCAACACCCGAUUCAGCUCUCAAACUUUAGUGAAUUCUAUCGGCUCACCGGUUGCGAAGCUUGCGUGUCAUACAACAACGGUUUCUUCUACAAGUGUGACACGUGUAAAUCCUUCGCCAUUGAUGUUAAAUGUGCUCUCCUGCCCGCCUCUAUUGUACAUGAAGCUCACAAGCACUCCCUAUGUCAGAGAAACAAUACAUGGGAUAAGAAUGGAUAUUGCAGUGCAUGUGGACUCUAUUUUUAUAAUCACGGGUUCGGAUGUAAGGAUUGCAAUUUCCGUCUAUGCUGUAAUUGUGCUCUACUCCCUAAAACCGUCGAGCAUAGAUGGGAUAGACAUUCCCUCAUCCUUACCUAUCCUCCUAUCUUUGAUCAUCCCCAAGAUUUCUAUUGUGAAAUUUGCGAGAAAGAAAUAA